Messenger RNA from Drosophila ananassae, 473 nucleotides. Its product is annotated as MICOS complex subunit Mic10. The record is from RefSeq and is a predicted model, not a curated record. The transcript has a single exon. NCBI's taxonomy places the organism in Eukaryota, Metazoa, Arthropoda, Insecta, Diptera, Drosophilidae. The coding region runs from base 85 to 378 and encodes 97 amino acids. Gene Ontology annotation, cellular component: MICOS complex; mitochondrial inner membrane.
UACAAUUAUUUCUCUUAAAUGUCAAGGUACACAUUUGUAGUUACACAUUUAAAAAAUUGCUCAAAAUCGUAUUAAUAUAUCGUAAUGGCCAAAGAACCGGAGAAACCGGAAAAGAACCCAAAGAAGGAGCCACCCAAACCCGACAAAAAGAAAGUACAGGAGCCUAUAGUGCGAUCACCGGAGAGCAUUAUCCAGGACAAGUGCAUCACGGACUUUUGCCUCAAAGGGGGAAGUGGUCUCCUAAUCGGCGGCGUAGUCACUCUCUUCUUCACACGUCCCCAAACAUACCCGCUUUGGCUCGGACUGGGAGUCGGCAUGGGAGUGGCCUACGACUGUUGCAAUGCCCGUUGGAGAGCUUACGAUGCACAAACUCGCUAGUCCUGAACUAGUCCAGCUAUUUCGUUUUAGAUGCAACACUUCAUUGAAUUUAUUUUAUUAAAGUACCUCAUUUGAACAUGGUGAUAUAUAAGUUA